AUAUCACAAUUUUUAUCGUGAGAUAGUAAUAUAUAAAACUUGGAAGUGUUAUGCUGAAGCUAUCUGAUUUAUUCUAUCACACUCAGUUGUCUCUUUCUACAUGACGUUAUCAUGGUGCAAAAAGAAUUGAAUUUAGCUCGAUCACUUUUAGUGAGAUAUAAACCGUGACAGUGUUGAUAUCAUUUUUUCUUUUCUGUGUUAUAAGAAAACAACAUGACAACUGAAAUUUUACAUCCAUCCUGGCUAAAUUUAGAUUUUUUUUACACAAUCUUGCGAAAUAUUAAGCACUUCCGGGAGUCAACAGAUUCAAUCCACAUAAGUUCAAUUCAUAUUGAACCUGCUACAGCUGCAGGAGAUAACUAUAUGUCUAGUAUUUACAGAGUUUUUGUAGAAUUCUGCCACAACUCUGACAAAAACGAAAGACAUUCCUUGCCUCUUAUUGUGAAAUUAUUACUUCAGGGUGGACCCAUUGAAGAAAUUAUAGAGCAGUACAAUGCUUUCCCUAAAGAGAUCAUAGUAUAUUCAGAAUUAAUUCCAGCAUUUGAAGAUAUUUGGGAAAAAGCAGGUUAUCCUGUGCAAUUUGGUCCAAGAUGCUUAUUCACUUCAGAGAAUCCCAAUUCUGUGAUUGUCAUGGAUGAUCUUAAGGCAAAUGGCUAUAAGAUGAUACCUCGACAGAAGGGUUUGACUGUAGAUGAAACUAAAAUUCUUAUCGCAAAAAUAGCUAAAUUUCAUGCAGCUUCAGUUAUUCACUAUGAUGAGAAUGGUCCAUAUAAUAAUUUGUUCAACGAGGGAAUUGCCCGGAUGGACGUUAAAGAAGGAAUGAGUCAAUACUACAAUACAAUGUAUCGUGGAAUGAUGGAAAUGUUAGAAAAUAUGGAUUUUGCAGCCCCUUAUGUACCAAAAUUGAAAAUGUGGGAAAAUAAAAUAUUUGAUACACUCUAUCGGUUAACCCAAGCUGAAAGCAAUUCCUUCAACGUCAUGAAUCAUGGAGAUGCCUGGACCAACAAUCUUAUGUUCAAACAGUCAGACGGAGUGUCUGAAGUCCUUCUAGUAGACUUUCAACUGAGUUCCUGGACUUCUCCAGCUUAUGAUAUUCUCUACAUUAUCUUCAAUGCAUGCAACAUCGACAGCAUUAUCAACCAUUUUGAUGAUUUAGUGCAAUUUUACCAUUCAGAACUCUUAAACAAUUUUAAGAAACUCAAUAAACCUCAAAGAACACCGUCAUUUAAUGAGAUAAAUAGUACAAUUCAUCGCAAGGGAUUUAUAGGAGCUAUGAUGAUUGUAGAAUCAGUUCCAAUUAUGAAGUCUGACCCAGACUUUAAGAUUCAAUUGGAACUUUUAGUGAAUGAAAAUGAAAAAGGAAUUGCAUUGAAAAGAAAAAUAUUUAGUGCUGAGCAUAUACAAGAAAUCUACAAGAAAUUGUUACCUUUCCUUGAUGAAAGAGGAUUCUUAGAUAUUCCUGUAUAAAAUAUAAGCUCUAAAUAGAGUUGUAUUAUAAUAUUCAUUGUUUUCCUAUAACAAAAGCAUUUCUAGAAUUUCUAGAAAAAAAAUAAAUAAGAAAAUGAGAGAUUUAUUUGGUUU
This is a messenger RNA of Phlebotomus papatasi, 1581 nucleotides long. RefSeq lists its product as uncharacterized. The record is from RefSeq and is a predicted model, not a curated record. Bases 214 to 1467 code for a protein of 417 amino acids. The transcript is spliced from 4 exons. NCBI's taxonomy places the organism in Eukaryota, Metazoa, Arthropoda, Insecta, Diptera, Psychodidae.